Molecule: messenger RNA, 409 nt
Organism: Prorocentrum cordatum
Lineage: Eukaryota; Dinophyceae; Prorocentrales; Prorocentraceae
Source: the annotation of a GenBank genome assembly
CUAGACUUUCAGAACCACCAGAGCCUGCUGCCCCCUCUGCAGUACCAGUUCCUGCUGCGGCGGGCGAUGUUCAAGCCGAUAGGCGAGGUGCAAGUGACGGCGGGCAGCAACGAGAGCAAGAGGACGGCGGCAGAGGCAGGGGUCGUGGGCGGCCAGCCCGACGUGGUGGGCCCCUUGGCCAAGGCGCUGGCGCGGCUGGUCCUUCAGCACGAAGAUAUGGCGAGGUCGGCGCGCAGGGGCGACAACUUCGUGAUCCCGUCCAAGCCGACGCAGAAGAUGGCGACUGCGCUGGACCAGGCUCUGGCGCACUACGAGGGGGAGGGCGCCAAGGCCAAGGAGAAGGCGAAGGAUAUGCAGGAGGAGUUCAUGGGCAACCCACUCGGCAAGCGCCCCGAUGCGCUGGCGAGGG